Molecule: messenger RNA, 1418 nt
Organism: Baudoinia panamericana UAMH 10762
Lineage: Eukaryota; Fungi; Ascomycota; Dothideomycetes; Mycosphaerellales; Teratosphaeriaceae
Exons: 1
Coding region: 92-1258 (388 amino acids)
Source: RefSeq, a predicted model, not a curated record
CGGUAAGCAGAGCGAAUGUCAUAUCUCCUCUAUCAGCUCUGAGGCACAACUGACCCUCCUACCCAUUGAACCAUAGGGCCUGGCGCGCGACAUGCGAGCGCGUCGCUUUCGCGAAGACGUACGCCGCGCCGGCAUUGCGCAGGAGCAACGCGCGAGAAGCGCAGCGAGUUCGACGCGACCAAGCACCAUCCCAAGUAGGAGCGGUUUCAGUGGGCGCACAAGCGAUGAACCCUCUUAUGCCCCGCCGUACGUCUGGCCUCCUGGCAGCAUGAAACCACGCAGGACCCACCUUGCAUUUCGCCAUCCGAUUCACUACGGGUCGCGUGACCGUUCUACAGCGCUCCCUGAUGCGCCUCCGUUGCUUGGAGCACGAACGAAUGGUUUCAGUAGCUUCUAUGCGACGCCGAAGGAUAGCUGUGUUGCGUCACCUGCAUUUCUCAAUCAAAAGACACCCGAGCCGGCAGCUCAGGAACUCGCGCCUGAGCCUCGUGUCAAAGUGGUCCGAGCAGCUCGCCCGCGCAGUUCGCCGCCAGUCGAUCCGAGGUACAGUAUCCAGCCGAUCAUGACUCGACCAUUUCUCGAGUACGGCCCGGAUGCCGGCUUCUCUUCUGCGAGGUACCAUCCCGAAGUUGAAACCUCGAACAUGUUCCCAUUACCUGGUGACGAGGACCUCGACGAUGCGCACUUGGCGCCGACUCUGGAAGACAGCGAGGAAGUCAGGGUGGAAUGGAAGCUGCGUACACGACCAUCGACUACGAUUGACGAGACUGGUUGCAUCAUCCAGAAAGGCUGGGUCACUCCCACGCGUUCCUCACGCAACACCACACCGCAGAGCUCAAGGGCGGUCUCACGCACCGCCACCCCGCAGCGAUCGACUGGCACUUCGCACAACACCACCCCCAUGCACUCGAAAUCGCCUUCGCCGGUGAUCCCACGCUCGGCCGCAAUGUCGUCUUCGCUGCUUACCCGCGGCCUGCACAUGCUACCAGAGACACCGACAAAGCCACCAGCACCGAAGACAUGCGCCCCACAAAUUACGUGGGCUGAUAUGCCGAACACCAGGAUCACUGCGUCUGCCGACAGCGCGGUAAUUGUGGAUGGAGCUGCCGAGGCCGAAACUGCGGCUCAGACUAAGCCGGUGACGCGUGCGCCGCAACCUGUUCGAAGCAUCCUCAAGAAUCGCAACGUCUCUGCUCCGGCGGGUGGCAGGCUUAACAAUAGAGGCAGAGGCCGUGCAGAUCUCGCAGUGAAGUAUUAGUGCACCGCGGAGAUUGAAGGAUAAUGGAGCGGCCCCGGAGGCGUUACAUUGAUGAUUUAUGAUACCCAACUUGACGAACCGAUCCUUUGAUGGCGGAAAGCUGUUUUUCUUGCUUGGCCUCGUGGAAGGCUGAGCUGAUGAAUUGUUGGUGCAGCACAGC